Messenger RNA from Nicotiana tabacum (common tobacco), 1832 nucleotides. The record is from RefSeq and is a predicted model, not a curated record. Lineage: Eukaryota; Viridiplantae; Streptophyta; Magnoliopsida; Solanales; Solanaceae.
GUCUCUUUUUUCACUCUGAAAUUUAUAACCAUAGUAUAAAAACUGAGUCUCUUUUGAAGUCUCGACCAAUUCCUAUGUCUGUCACAUUGUCUUAAACAAACAAACACUCAACACAAUACUCCCUAUCUUUUUCUGUUCUUUAAUUCUAUUUAUGUCAAAACCCACAAUAUGUAUUUCCUUUUUUAAUUUUCUCUAACAAUAUGUACUUUGCAUGCUUUGAAGCAUUUCAAGAAAGCCACUCACACCAAAAACACACACCAAUGACACCAAGUAACUAAAGCAUCUUUUACAUAUAUAUAAGUUGCAUGUUUUUGUGUCUUAAAUACUUGUGUAUGAUCUUUGUUUGUGUUUUUUGUUUUAUAAUGAAAUGGGGUUUGUGUUAUGUUUGAAUUAAGUGGGAUUUGUGGGUUUUGAUUCAAUUUGAGUGAUGGGUCCAGUUAAAGGGCAAAAAAAGAAAAGAAAAGUAGAGAAGAAAGUUGCAAAAGAUGAUUUAGCUUCUGGGUCUUCACAGAAUGGCUCUGCUGCUGAUUGGUUUGAGAUUUUAUCCAAAAGAAUUGCUGGGAAUGUAUCUCCAUCAAAGGGUUUGGAUAAGUUCCAAUCUGUUUUCAAGAUGUCUAGAAGCACUUUCGACUACAUAUGUUCCCUUGCAAAGGAGCACAUGCAGCCAAAGUCGGCUCACUUUGUAUUCUCAAAUGGCAAGCCCAUGUCUUUGCAUGAGCAAGUAGCGCUAGCUCUAAGGAGGCUGAGCUCGGGUAAUUCUCUAAUUUCUGUGGGUGACUCGUUUGGCGCACACCACUCAACUGUGUCUCAAGUAACUUGGCGCUUUAUAGAGGCUAUUGAGGAGAAGGGGCUUCACCACCUACGGUGGCCUUCCACCGAGCAGGAUAUGACACAGAUAAAGUCCAAGUUUGAAAGAAUCCAAGGACUUCCAAACUGUUGUGGUGCAAUCGAUACUACACACAUCACAUUGAUGUUAUCCUCGUCCGAGCAGACAGCUGACGUAUGGCUAGAUCAAAACAAAAGCCACAGCAUGAUCCUACAAGCAGUUGUUGAUCCCGAUAUGAGGUUCCGUGAUGUUGUCACGGGAUUGCCAGGAAAGAUGAAAGAGAAUUCAGUACUUCAGAGCUCAACCUUUUUUAAACUCUGCGAGAAAGGAGAUAGAUUGAACGGGAACAAGAUAAAGCUAUCUGAAGAAGCAGAAGUACGCGAAUAUAUUAUUGGUGAUUCUGGUUUUCCCUUGCUACCUUGGCUUUUAACUCCUUAUCAAGGGAAGGAACUUUCAGAAUCUAAAGCUGAGUUCAAUAAGAAGCAUUUUGCCACCCGUAUCGUGGCACAAAGGGCAUUGGCAAGGCUAAAGGAAGUCUGGAAAAUGAUUCAUGGAUUAAUGUGGAGGCCGGACAAGCACAAGCUACCGAGAUUUAUCCUUGUUUGCUGCAUUCUCCACAACAUUGUCAUCGACAUGGAAGAUGAGGUUCUGGACGAAUUUUCUCUAUCUCAUCACCACGAUACAGGAUACGGGCAAGAGGUUUGUGAAUCUGUCGACAAGACUGCUUCAGUUUUAAGGGACAAUCUGUCCCUGUACUUAUCUGGGAGGUGACAUUCUUAAAUAAUGUCACUGUUUCUUAGUGAAGGAAUAGCAUAAGCUAUCAAUUUGAUGGCAGAUACAGAAUAUUUUCAAAAGGAUAUGUAGGCACUAAUAUUUGAUUUUUAAUUUUUAUUUUUAUAAGUUUAUUUAGGUGGUUCCUGUUUCAGAGUGGAUACUGAGAUAUAUUACUUGUAGGAAAAUAAGUCAUUAUUGGGCUCUUUUCCUUAUUUAAUCAUACAUUAUUUUC